AAAGCCAAUGGAUGAACAGGACAAUGAUUUUAAAGAGUUGUGGGCAAAUAUUUUGAGCAGGGCAAAGAAAAAUGGGGAUACUGAGGCAACAAAGAGGGUUCAGAACAAGCCAAAGAGCACCACAACACGAAGCAAAUUAAGAAGAGGCAAAGCUGCUGCUAAGAACCAAACCCAUCAUCACUUACCAGUAGUGAAGGAGACAAACUUGCCUCAAGAUCUGAGUCCAAAGAAGCAAACCUUGUUGCACAAAGAAGAUGGUGAUGCUGCAGCCUGUAGUGGUGAGACUGCACAGGGGGAUGGAGCAAGGAGCCCUCUCCCUGCCAGCCAGCUGAGCACAGAGUCCACUGAGUGUAGCCAGAGGCCUCUGACAGUAAAUCCUCCAAGUGGCUGUUCCCAGACCACCUUACCCUUCCUUCCUGCUGCUCCUGCAGGAAGCUGCUCCUCACCCAGCCCGAAGGUGCGUGUGGCAGAGCUGGUGGUGGAGAGAAUGCAGCAGUUUAAGAGGGUGGCACCCGAGCAGCUGAAGCACAGCUGGGAUGGCAGUGUGCCAAAGGCUGCAGCCAGUGGGGAUUUCCCUGCCAGGAGCCAGGAGCAGAACCCUCCUGAGGAUGAUUCCCACCAUCUCCCAUCCAUGGAACACGACACUGCUCUGGCUUUGGCUCUUCAGCAGGAAUCCAAGGAGGAAGCCCUGGCAAGCCUGGAGGAUGCAGGCUUGUUCUUCUGUCAGAUCUGCCAGAAGGAUCUCACAGCCAUGAACACCCUGCGACGAGAGCAGCACGUCAACAGGUGUCUGGAUGAGAUGGAAGAAACACAGAUGUCAUCCUCCAGCAAGCCAGUGGUCCCUGAGUGUCCCAUCUGUGGGAAGCAGUUCCAAACCCUGCAGAGCCGAGUCAGUCACCUGAAACGCUGUGCUGUGGAGAUGGAUGUGCCUCCUAAUCUGCUGCUUCAGGCAGUGCAGUUGCAGGUGGCCACACUUGGGGAUGCAGCUCUUCAGUGUCCCAGCAAUCAGCUCAGCAGGGCAAAGAGGAAAGGCCCCUCCAACGAGGACUCAAGGAAAACACAGAAAAGGGCCAAAAUGGAGCCUAAGGAUGAAGAUUUGCAGGUUGCCAUGGCAAUGUCACGCUCUCUGUUGGAGCAAGAAAAGCAGGAACAAGCAAAAGCAGUCACAAAUGUGAAAGCAGUGGCUGCUUUCCCAAUCAAAUGGAAGCCAGGAUCAGAGAAGAAAAGGCGCAGGAAGGGCACCAGUGCCCCUCCACCUCUGCUGCUCCAGGACCCAGAGAAGGCCCAGAAGAGGAUCCAGGAGCGAGUAGCUCUGAUGCUGACAGAAGAGCUGGAAUUCCCUCCCACCCCUCAGCUGCCUAUUAGUAGGAUUCUGGAGGAUGAAUCUGAAAAAGCAACCUGGCUCAUGCCAUUGCCCAAAGACAAGGAAUGCUUUCUAUGGAAGAUCAGUGCUCUGACAGAACCCUGUGACCCUGAAUCAUUCUACACUGCAGCCUUAACCCCUCCAAUUGUACCCUGGAAGCCUGUGCAGAAUAAGCCAGAGAACCUUCAGUCAUCUGUGGGAUCUCAUCAGCCAGAAAUAUCCCAGCAAACUCAGACUGACCUCAGUUCUCAGGAACCCACUUGCACAAAGGUUGGAGGCCAAACUUCUGAUGAAUUCAAGCCAGGCCCUGAAGGAGAUGGGCAGUUUUUAUCCCCAAGCCAGAAGGAUAUUCAGACCCUGCAGGACCUGGUGGAGUUGGCCAGGGAAGGACUCACCCUUACUCAGUGGAAGCUUGACACUGGCCAUGUCCAGGCAGCAGAGCAGCCAGGAAAAGAAUUGACUGACAGUGAUCCUCCAUGUAGUGGCUUUGUGCCCCCGUCCAAGGAGAAGAGCCUCCUCAGGAGCAGCAGCAAAAGAUCCUCUCUCCAGCUGCUGGCUCAAGAUUUUGGUGCCAUGGUGAACAACCCCCACCUGAGUGAUGUGCAGUUCCAGGUGGACAGCGGGGACGUGCUCUACGCCCACCUGUUCGUGCUGUACGCGCGCUGCCCGGCGGCGGCUCAGGCUGUGCACAGCGAGGGGUUGCUGGUGGAGGAGGACGGGGCUGCGCCGACGCAGCGGCUGCUGCUGAGCGACGUGUCAGCUGAGGCUGUGGCUGCCUUCCUGCAGUACCUCUAUGCUGCUGACACCAACUUCCCUGAUGGGCUGCGGCCUCAGCUGCAGGCUCUGGCUGCCAGGUUUAGUAUGAGGGAACUAAUGGCAGAGUGUGAAAACAACACUGGAGAGAGCCAGGUGUCCUCUGGAGUGGAUUCAGAAGAUGAUCUUAUCUCUGUGAGGGGUGAUGAAGAUUGUGAGGACAGAGCGGAGAACUUCCAAGACCUCUUGAAGUCAGUGUGGGUGGGUGAAGAUGAGGAAGAAGUAGCUAUGCUGAGCCCUGAGUGCCAGAAGGAGGAUGACAGUGAGGUGGGAGAACAAGAGCUGGAGGAAAUCUAUGAGUUUGCUGCAACUCAGAGAAAGAUGGCUCAGGGUGAAAGAGAGGUGAGCGAGGGAACACACUGCAGCAUCUGCAGUGACACUGAGGCCAUUCAAGGUACAAACCAGCAAACUGAGCAGGAAGAGGGAGAGAGACCUGAAUCUGCUUCAGUAAGCAACAGCCUCAAAGAUCUGAGGGAUAGCAGCAGUGUGGAAAGAUCGAAGUGUGACUUGUCUGCACAAGAAGAGAAGAUGCAGAAUAUAAACAGGUGCAAGAGCAUGAGUGAUCCACAGACCACUAUUGUGCCUCACCACAGUGAACCUCAGAAAUGGGAUGGAACAUCCCAUGGUGCUAAUGAAGGAGGGGCUGUUGGGGGAUGUGAGGAUAUGGAGGAUUCCAGGUCAUCUCAGGUCUCACAUGACAAGGCAGAUCCUGGUUUCCAGGGUGAUACUGAUAUAAAUGACAGCUAUGAACGUUUGUUUUCUGCCUCUCAGGGGGAUCACUGUGAGCCUUCCCCAGUGAAAGAAGUUACCAAAGAACCAGGAAAGUCCCCUAGUGAAAAACAUGUUGGUCUUAAUGAUUCACUUCUGUUCAGCAAGUCACAAAAAGACUGCUCUCCGUGUAAGAAUGGAUUUUGUGGGAGUCUAACUCCCCAGCCUUAUGUGUCCCUUUUUCCUGCUCUUGGCUCUUCACCUGCAUCUCCAAAAUCAGAGGGAAAGUUUGCCAGGGAACAUGUGUCAACACCAAAGCAAAACAAAAAGGAAAAAUCAUUCCCAUCUUAUGAAAUACACUCCCAGAAAGCCAAGGAGUUGGGUGCUGCAUCAAGAAACGAGAUCACAGUUUCUGCAGCAGAGCUUCCUCACAGAGACUCAAGCAAGCACACACAUGUCCCAGUGUUGUCAUCUCCAGGCAGGACUCAGGAUGCUGCAGCUCAGGGGAUCAAGAAGUGUGAUGUUAUUGUUUUAUCUUCUGAUGAUGAUGAAAUGGAGUUACAACAAGGCAAGAAGUUGCCAGAGUCUGACUCUGCUCUGAAGAAAAUGGAAAUCCCUGUGCACCUGAAGUGUACAGACAUGAAACAAGGUCCUGAGAUACCAAAACCUGACCCUAACUUACCAGAUCCUGAAACAGAGCAGAGAUCAGCCCAGGUCUCAUGUGGCAAUACAGACACAGUGUGUGUGAGUGGUGAUGUAAAGGUGUCCCCUGUAUUUCCUCUCAGCAGACAAACAGGUGCUUGUACAGAGAUCAAACAGAGUCCAAACCCAAGCCCUGGGAAAAGGCUCAGUAAUGAAAUGUCUCCAGGCACAGACAGCUCCUGGCUUGUGCCAGGAACACCAGUUCUGAGCAAAAGCAGAAGCUCCUCAACACAGACUCAGGUCACAAGUAUUGAUUCUUUAAAGGGUCUAGGAUCUAAACUCAGCACAAAGAACUUAGCAGCAGGUAAUAGUAAUCAUGAAAUGACUGGAAAUUUAAUAAAAGUUCAUGAAACAGCAUUGUCAGACAAACAUUUGCCAACGGAGAACUCGGCCAGUGGAAGGAGCCCACCCAGCAGCCCAGCAGCAGAAUCCUUUUCCAAGAAUCCCCUUCCAGUUUCUCCAGUAGAUCCAGUUUUCCUCUCCCCUGGCCACACCAGCACAGAAAGUACCUCAGGUUUACCCAGACCGGUGUCUCUGUGCCAGGAGCAGCCACUAGAAGAUAAAAUCAAUGUCAGUGUGGUUGAGCUGGAGGACAGUGACAGGGAAGUAAGUCUGCCUUCUCUGGGUAGCAGUGUUGUGCUGUGUGAGGAUCCCCCACUCCCUGUGGAGGACUGCUGGCACCUUGAGGAUCUGUCACCAGCCAGAGGUGACGGCCAGGGCAGCACGGCCAGCCCUGGCUCGUGGCAGGAGCAGGGGGAGAGCCCAGUCCAGGUGCCAGGAAUUAGGGGCAGCACCCCUCUCCAAGGAACUCCUGCUGGCAGGAGAACAACUUUGCACUGCCCUGAGAAGAGCCCUAUUGAGCCAUGUUCAUCAGUGGGCAGCAGAGCCAGUUACCUGGACUCCAAAAUCUGGGAUGACUGGAAUGGAGAAGAGAAGGAAGAUGAACUUCCAGAGAUUCUUCCUCUGUCUCAGAGGUUGGCAGCUGCAGCAGAGGCUGGUCAGACAGAUCCUGUCAAGUCUCCUGAACCUUCCUGUCAGGAGAACAACAAGUCCCCCAGCACUCCAGUGACACCCAUGCCAGCUUAUUCCAUGAUGGAGACCCCACAGCUGAAGAAGGAGCUGAGCAGGUUCGGUGUCCGUGCUCUCCCAAAACGCCAGAUGGUGUGGAAGCUGAAGGAGAUAUUCCAGUACACUCACCGGGAUGGGGACUCAGACUUUGAGGAUGAAAUCCCCUAUUCGCAGCCCCUCCCACGGAAGUCCCCGGCCAAGCGGCCGAGGCGGCUGAAGGCGGGCGGGGCUGCGGGCAGGACCCGCGGCAGCGCCCCCAGGGCUGCGGGCAGGAGGAAGCAGCUUGCCAAGGCUUCUGCAGUGCUCCCUAGCGAUGAGGCUGAUGGAAUAGGCUGUGCCACGGCCAAGGACAGAACUAAAGUGACACAUCAGCCAGAAGGAGGCAAAGGGCAGGAAAGGCCGUCUGUGCCCCUGGCAGCUGAUAGUGAGGAGCUCCCGGCAUCCCAGGAGUCAGCAGGUUCUUCACUGAAUGGAAGUGACAUCUCCUUUGGCUCACAGAGUUCCUUUGUGAAUGGAUUUGAAACCUGUGCUUUUACGUCUGAGGAGGAGGAAGAGGAAUUUCCAGCAUCUCAAGCAGCAGCUCGGGAAGAGGAAAAGCUGGAGGCAAUAAGGUGCUACAUCCGCUCAAACACAGCCCUGUACAACAGGAUUCUCUUCUACGAGCCCAUCGAGCUGGCUGAUCUGCACACAGAGCUCAAACAGAAUGGCAUUAAAAUUUCCAAGGCAAAGCUGCUGGACUUUCUGGAUUCUCAGUGCAUCACAACUACCAUGGCCAGAGCCCGGAGAGAGCAGCAACAGAAAAGGAAGGAGAGCAGAAAACAGAGAAAACGAUACCGAGUGAAGCCCACUCCUACCCGCUGAAGAUUCUGUACGUGGAGGCCGUGCUGCCUCCCGAACAGAGGCAGAGUUCCCAGCUGGUGCGGUGGGUGGAGCGCUGCUGCUCCUCGUGGUCUGAUCCCAGGUGACAUCCCGGAGAACGGCCCUCUGCUCCCAUAGCACAACUGCCCCAAGGCUGCCCUGCCUGCAGCACACAGCUCACCUGCAACCUCUUUUCACCCAGUUUAACUCUUGUACCUUUUCUUUCCAUUUUUCUGAUAGAUUUUAGGUCUCCAACUUUUCUUUGUGCUGGUGCUUCCCUGAGUGACAUUUGCCAGGACCUAUUCCCUGGAUUUGGGCUGUGAAAUGCUUCACCCUUCAAAUUCCAGGAUUCAGUCCACUCUAUCAAGCACUGCCUGUUUACACUCCUGUGAAUUCCAUCUUCACUUCUUCAGCACAGUUUGCACUGCUGAUUCUUGAAGCAGGGGAAUGCGGUAGAAAUACAUAUAAGACUUUUUUUCUUGCUUCACUUGGCAAUCUCUACUAAAACUCCUAAAUCUCUGUUUCUGAAAUGGCUGCAGAACAGGGCAGGGGUUUGUUCUGUUCCCUUUGUGACACCUCCCAAAAGUGCUCCUGACACCCUAUGUCAGGGGAAAGCUCCCAGCAGAGAUGUUUUGAAGAAAAUAUUUAAGUGAGUACUGGAACUUUUCAGCACUUCUCAAAUCUUGAGCUAAACCUACUGCUUGGAUCAGUUCCAUUUCCAAACUGGACUGGUCCCAGUUGUAAAGUGUCUGGGACUCCUGGAGAAGUCUUGGACCCUAACUUGUUGUAUUUGAUGUAUUGACAUUUACAACAACUUCUGACUUCUGAGUGUGCAAAGGCUUACUGAAAAACAUGGGCACAACAGAAAAAAAGGGCAGAUUUCUAGAUAUCUUUGUGUAUGUUGGACAUAAUUUUUUUUAUUUUUGAUACAGAAUUUGUUUUUUAUUUACAUUACAUAAAAUAAACACUCUAAAUCCUG
This is a messenger RNA of Oenanthe melanoleuca, 6491 nucleotides long. It is a transcript of the gene SLX4, whose product is annotated as SLX4 structure-specific endonuclease subunit. The record is from RefSeq and is a predicted model, not a curated record. The transcript has 14 exons. Bases 8 to 5515 code for a protein of 1835 amino acids. NCBI's taxonomy places the organism in Eukaryota, Metazoa, Chordata, Aves, Passeriformes, Muscicapidae. Gene Ontology annotation, molecular function: enzyme binding; DNA binding. Gene Ontology annotation, cellular component: Slx1-Slx4 complex; nucleus. Gene Ontology annotation, biological process: meiotic DNA double-strand break processing; DNA replication; resolution of meiotic recombination intermediates.